CGCGACAAAACAAAACGCCGUUUUACGCCGCGCUGCUACCACAGUGUAGUCCACCUCAGCUGCGCCCGCGCGCGAGCGGGCGCGCCGUGAGAUUCUCGCCACCUUCUUUUACUGGCGCGUUAGACGAUUUAUAGGCGCGCCACGCAUGGCGAGUUGGUCGCUCGCUCGUCACGCGGUAGCGGUAGCUUGCUACCUCAGCUUCAGCCCACCCCGAGAAAGACUGGCUCGCUGGCCUGGCCAUGGACCGCCGUGUCGUGACCGUGCAGGCGGAGGAGGACGAGAUGGUGCGGCAGCGGCAGCGGCAGCGUCAGCUCGUGCGCGAGCGUGGGAGGCGCAUCAAGGCGGCGGCGGAGCUCGGGCUGGCGCGGUCGUCGUCGGGCGGGCGGCAGUGGGGCCGCGCGCUGGGCCGGCGAGCUCUCCUGCUCCGGAAGGGCCCCGCUACAGCGGCGCUCUCGUCAUCGACGCUACUGCUAGAGACGUCGGCUGGCCAGGAGGAGUCGAAGCAGGGGAAGGCGAUGGAGGGAGAAGCAGAGCAGGAGGAGGAGGAGGAGGAGGUGAUGGUGGAUGAGAAGGUGGCGGUGCUGCGGCAGCUGGUGCCGGGGGGCGAGGCGAUGGCGGUGGAGCGGCUGCUGGACGAGACGGCCGAUUACAUUGCCGCUUUGCGUGCGCAGGUCGGCGUCAUGCGCGCGCUCGCCUGCCUCCUGUCCGGCCUCGGCUCGCCGCCGGAGAAAGAAAUAUCCGUCACGCCGGAGAAGCCUAUAUGAGAAUGAUGCGUGGGCGCCACAGGUUACGUGUGUCUCGUAAGAGGUCUCGUGUAAGCGCGCGUUUGAAUCUUCUGUAGUGAGUUUCGUUCGUUUCUACUCUUCGUACGCAUUACUUGUUCCCUUUCACCUCUUGCUAGGCUGGCAGGCAAACGCAUGUUAUUUUGUAUAGUGGGACAACAAGCUAGAUGCAAGUAGGAAUUUUAGUGUAAGCUCUGCCACUUGAAUUUUCCACCUCCUGGUGCUGUUGCCCCUGUCGUCGGAACAUGGAAGUAGCAGCAACAAAUGCAGAUUAGCUAGCUGCUGGUGAUUAGGAGUUGUGAAUGCAUGGCACCAGAUUUUAUUGAAUUUUGUUGCUAGGCAAAAGUUAGUACGAGUAUA
Messenger RNA from Oryza sativa Japonica Group (Japanese rice), 1142 nucleotides. RefSeq names its product transcription factor PAR2. The record is from RefSeq and is a predicted model, not a curated record. Gene Ontology annotation, biological process: regulation of DNA-templated transcription. Lineage: Eukaryota; Viridiplantae; Streptophyta; Magnoliopsida; Poales; Poaceae.